Messenger RNA from Micromonas commoda, 609 nucleotides. RefSeq lists its product with no specific name. NCBI's taxonomy places the organism in Eukaryota, Viridiplantae, Chlorophyta, Mamiellophyceae, Mamiellales, Mamiellaceae. The record is from RefSeq and is a predicted model, not a curated record. The transcript has a single exon. Bases 1 to 606 code for a protein of 201 amino acids.
AUGCCAGCGAUCUGGCGGCCGAACGUGAGUGGGCCGCUCCCGGAUGUGGACGUCGAGGUUGGGGUGGCGGAGGGCGCGUCGAGCAAGGGGACGAAGCGGAAGAGGGCCCCUCCCACGAAGGGGCCAUGCGAGCACGGGGUGAAGCCCCGGUGGAAGUGCAAGGUGUGCAGCGCUUGUCCCCACGGGAAGCGGCGCACUCAGUGCAAGGAGUGCGGUGGGUCUGGAAUCUGCGAGCACGGUCGUGAGCGGCCUAAGUGCAAGGAGUGUGGUGGGGGCUCAAUCUGCGAGCACGCUCGUGAGCGCUCUAAGUGCAAGGAGUGCGGUGGAGCAUCAAUCUGCGAGCACGGCCGUUUACGCUAUCGGUGCAAGGAGUGCGGUGGGUCUCAAAUCUGCGAGCACGGUCGUAGGCGCUCUCAGUGCAAGGAAUGCGGUGGGUCUCAAAUCUGCGAGCACGGUCGUGAGCGCUCUAAGUGCAAGGACUGCGGUGGUGCAUCAAUCUGCGAGCACGGUCGUCAGCGCUCUACGUGCAAGGAGUGCGGUGGGGGCUCAAUCUGCGAGCACGGUCGUUACCGCUAUCGGUGCAAGGAGUGUCGCGCCGCGAAUUAAUGA